ACGUCAUCAGAGUGCGACAGGCGCACUUUUUAAACCGCCUUCUGUAAAUAAACUUUUCAAACGACAAUUCUAAUCAAAAGUGUCGUUCUGACAUCAAGGUUUUUUUUCCCGGCAGCCUAUGCUGUUUAAAAUGGAUAAAGUCACAGACACAUCACAUACUGGUAUCAAAGACAGCGCAUCGGGGUUAUCGAGCGACAGCAGUGAUGACGAGCCACUGGUCAAGAUCGCCUCGAAGAGUCCUCAGGUGACCAUGCUUCUGAAGGUGAUGGUGGAGCGGUGUCCGUUUAAGGAGUUUGGGAACGGGUGUAAAGGCACAGAGCUCCCUCUGCGGCUGGACCCAAGCGACUCAGACGAGGAAGCCGAAAAAGAAAGGCGUAAACAGGACGGAAAAACAGGCUUUUGGAAAAUGGAGGAACGAGACAAAAGUGUUCUGGACAGUGCUGAUGAUGAAGAUGAUGUUCCUCUGGUGAACGUACUGAAGAAUCUAAAGGAUAAGAAACAGUCUGAGCAGGCAGCAGGUCAGACCCUCAACUCUGAGGGUCAAACACAAGACGAUGGAGACUCCUCAGAUGAUGAGCCCUUGUCCAAAGUAGCCAAGUCUCGUCAAGCAAAGAAAGCCUCGGCCAAUCAGAUUCAAUCUAGAAGUAUCCAUAUGGGGAACAGAACAGCAGUUCUGAACAGUUCUGAUGAUGAGGAUGAUGAAGAUGAUGUACCUCUGGGGAACGUACUGAAGAAGCUAAAGGAGGAGAAAACUUCUGAGCAGACAGCAGGAGACUCCUCAGAUGAUGAGCCCUUGUCCAAAGUAGCUAGUUCUCGUGCAGCAAAGAAAGCUUCAGCCAAUCAGAACGGAUCUAAAAAAAUCCAUAUGCGUAAAACAGCAGUUCUGAACAGUUCUGAUGAUGAAGAUGAUGUUCCUCUGGUGAACUUAACGAAGAAGACAACAGAGGAGAAACAGUCUGAGCAGACAGCAGGAGACUCCUCAGAUGAUGAGCCCUUGUCCAAAGUAGCAAAGACUCGCUCAUCAAAGAAAGCCUCGGCCAAUAAGAACCGUUCUAGAAGCAUCAAUAUGGGGAAAAGAAGAGCAGUUCUGAACAGUUCUGAUGAUGAGGAUGAUGAAGAUGAUGUACCUCUGGGGAACGUACUGAAGAAGCUAAAGGAGGAGAAAACUUCUGAGCGGACUGCAGGUCAGAGCCUCAGUUCUGAGGCUCCACAGCCACAACAUGAGGGAGACUCCUCAGAUGAUGAGCCCUUGUCCAAAGUAGCAAAGUCUCGUGCAGCAAAGAAAGCUUCAGCCAAUCAGAACCGAUCUAAAAAAAUCCAGAUGCGUAAAACAGCAGUUCUGAAUAGUUCUGAUGAUGAAGAUGAUGUUCCUCUGGUGAAUUUAACGAAGAAGACAACAGAGGAGAAACAGUCUGAGCAGACAGCAGGAGACUCCUCAGAUGAUGAGCCCUUGUCCAAAGUAGCAAAGACUCGCUCAUCAAAGAAAGCCUCGGCCAAUAAGAACCGUUCUAGAAGCAUCAAUAUGGGGAAAAGAAGAGCAGUUCUGAACAGUUCUGAUGAUGAGGAUGAUGAAGAUGAUGUACCUCUGGGGAACGUACUGAAGAAGCUAAAGGAGAAGAAAACUUCUGAGCGGACUGCAGGUCAGAGCUUCAGUUCUGAGGCUCCACAGACACAACAUGAGGGAGACUCCUCAGAUGAUGAGCCCUUGUCCAAAGUAGCAAAGUCUCGUGCAGCAAAGAAAGCUUCAGCCAAUCAGAACCGAUCUAAAAAAAUCCAGAUGCGUAAAACAGCAGUUCUGAACAGUUCUGAUGAUGAAGAUGAUGUUCCUCUGGUGAACUUAACGAAGAAGACAACGGAGGAGAAACAGUCUGAGCAGACAGCAGGAGACUCCUCAGAUGAUGAGCCCUUGUCCAAAGUAGCAAAGACUCGCUCAUCAAAGAAAGCCUCGGCCAAUAAGAACCGUUCUAGAAGUAUCAAUAUGGGGAAAAGAACAGCAGGGUUAUCGAGCGACAGCAGUGAUGACGAGCCACUGGUCAAGAUCGCCUCGAAGAGUCCUCAGGUGACCAUGCUUCUGAAGGUGAUGGUGGAGCGGUGUCCGUUUAAGGAGUUUGGGAACGGGUGUAAAGGCACAGUUCUGAACAGUUCUGAUGAUGAGGAUGAUGAAGAUGAUGUACCUCUGGGGAACUUACCGAAGAAGACAACGGAGGAGAAACAGUCUGAGCAGACAGCAGGAGACUCCUCAGACGAUGAGCCCUUGUCCAAAGUAGCAAAAACUCGCUCAUCAAAGAAAGCCUCGGCCAAUAAGAACCGUUCUAGAAGCAUCAAUAUGGGGAAAAGAAGAGCAGUUCUGAAUAGUUCUGAUGAUGAGGAUGAUGAAGAUGAUGUACCUCUGGGGUACGUACUGAAGAAGCUAAAGGAGGGGAAAACUUCUGAGCGGACUGCAGGUCAGGGCUUCAGUUCUGAGGCUCCACAGACACAACAUGAGGGAGACUCCUCAGAUGAUGAGCCCUUGUCCAAAGUAGUAAAGUCUCGUGCAGCAAAGAAAGCUUCAGCCAAUCAGAACCGAUCUAAAAAAAUCCAGAUGCAUAAAACAGCAGUUCUGAAUAGUUCUGAUGAUGAAGAUGAUGUUCCUCUGGUGAAUUUAACGAAGAAGACAACAGAGGAGAAACAGUCUGAGCAGACAGCAGGAGACUCCUCAGAUGAUGAGCCCUUGUCCAAAGUAGCAAAGACUCGCUCAUCAAAGAAAGCCUCGGCCAAUAAGAACCGUUCUAGAAGCAUCAAUAUGGGGAAAAGAAGAGCAGUUCUGAACAGUUCUGAUGAUGAGGAUGAUGAAGAUGAUGUACCUCUGGGGAACGUACUGAAGAAGCUAAAGGAGGAGAAACCUUCUGAGCGGACUGCAGGUCAGAGCUUCAGUUCUGAGGCUCCACAGACACAACAUGAGGGAGACUCCUCAGAUGAUGAGCCCUUGUCCAAAGUAGCAAAAACUCGCUCAUCAAAGAAAGCCUCGGCCAAUAAGAACCGUUCUAGAAGCAUCAAUAUGGGGAAAAGAAGAGCAGUUCUGAACAGUUCUGAUGAUGAAGAUGAUGUUCCUCUGGUGAACUUAACGAAGAAGACAAAGGAUGAGAAACAGUCUGAGCAGACAGCAGGAGACUCCUCAGAUGAUGAGCCCUUGUCCAAAGUAGCAAAGUCUCGUGUAGCAAAGAAAGCUUCAGCCAAUCAGAACCAAUCUAAAAAAAUCCAUACACGUAAAACAGCAGUUCAGAAUAGUUCUGAUGAUGAAGAUGAUGUUCUCCUGGUGAACUUAAUGAAGAAGACAACGGAGGAGAAACAGUCUGAGCAGACAGCAGGUCAGACCCUCAACUCCGAGGCUCCUCCGACACAACACGAUGAUGACUCCUCAGAUGACGAACCAUUGAGCAAAUUUACAAAGUUGAAGAGCAGCUGCAGAACUAACAAAAAGAAAAAAAGAACGGGGUCUUCCAGUGACGACUCGGACUAUGAGCCGAGUAAGAAGACGGCCCCCAGACCUUCACCCAAGAGCCGGAAACCUCAGCCUAAACCUAGGAGGCGCAGGCAGAAAGACACAGAGUCCUCAGAUGGGAGCUCUGAUGAUGACGUUCCGCUGGUGAACCUGGACAGGAAGGAGAACCAGUCCACCACCAAGACCGGCACCAAGACUAGGUCCACACCGGCCCAGAGGUCUCCAUCCAAACCCCCCACAAGGGCACCCAGGAUGCAUGCAACCGCAGCUGAGAGCUCUGAUGACGAACCUCUGCUCAACCUGUUAAAGAAGCCGCUCAAAGACGGGAAAAACAAAAGUUUGUCGCAAGGGAAUGGCCAGAGGACAGAGAAGAGAGACCAAACUCCUUCGAAUAACAACCAAGGAUCAUCAGGAAAGGCCAUAGUUACCAAGAAGAUGAAAAGACAAAGGGCUUGCAAUAAUGGGUUAUCGAGCGACAGCAGUGAUGACGAGCCACUGGUCAAGAUCGCCUCCAAGAGUCCUCAGGUGACCAUGCUUCUGAAGGUGAUGGUGGAGCAGUGUCAGGUUAAGGAGUUUCGGAACAACUGUUAAGGAACAGAAAUAACUAGGACUGGUUCGUAGGGCCCGCUUAGCCUGGGUAUACCCAUGCUGCCUUGUGCGCAAUUUCAUUUUGCGCUGCCCGCUGAAGCAGAAACGACAGCUUUGAAAGAAUGAGGAAGCCUUCUACACUGGAGCAGUUCAUGUUGCAUUUUGGAAAUGUCUAGAUAGUUAGUCAUAGAAAAUCUUUAAAUGUUUUUUAAAAUUCAAAAGGUUUUAAUGAUCAUUUCAAUAUUUUAUUGUAGUGGAACAUUUCUAUUAGAUGUGUUUUUUUUUCUGUACCUUUUUAUUUAGAUGUAUGCAUCAUUUUAUAUAUUGUCCAUAGUAUGUCACUGAAGUUCAACUUUACUCAUGUUUUGAAAAGAAAAAUGAAGUGGAAAAUGAUUUUGUCAUUCAAAAGUAUUAAAUCGACUUUCAUACAUGAUCA
This is a messenger RNA of Gadus macrocephalus (Pacific cod), 4505 nucleotides long. Its product is annotated as nucleolar protein dao-5-like. The transcript is spliced from 35 exons. Lineage: Eukaryota; Metazoa; Chordata; Actinopteri; Gadiformes; Gadidae. Bases 119 to 4072 code for a protein of 1317 amino acids. The record is from RefSeq and is a predicted model, not a curated record.